AGAGAGGGAGAAAGAGAGGGGGGAGAGAGAGAGAGAGAAAGGAGCUGGAGAGAGUAAUGAUCGUGACGACGGUCGUGCGGACAAAUGAACACCUCGGCACAGCAUUUGGGAUAUUCCAAAGAUGUGAGGAAUGAUCACGUGGGUGAUGGUUGGGCUGCUUCUGGCUGCGGAAACUUGCGGCAGAAACGUCCUCUCCGGAAACGGAAACGGAAACGGAAAGGAAGAGGCGAAGCGACGGGAGGGCCUGAAGGGCAUCAGCGUGGACGAGGAAGACACCUAUCGUCUAACGUGCUACACUUGCGUCAACGUCAGCGAUAACCAGAUGUGCAACGAAUGGGCGAUAGAUACACCGUGUCCGGCGGGAGGCCGUGAUUUCUGUCGGUCGCUGCACAUUCUGGACAGCCGAGGGAACAGCGUCUUGGUGAGCAAGAGUUGCGCCAGCAGCGAGGAAUGCGGGCCUGCGUCGGUCGGUUGCAUUCCCGUGGACACGCAGCAGAUCUGCAUAAGCUGCUGCGACGAGAGCUACUGCAAUAUCGAGUCGCCGACUAACGCCACUAACGCGAUCUACUCGCGCAAACGGCGCGCCAAGUCGAAAUCGAAGCGCAAACGGCCCGGCAGAAACGGGGUCGACGCGACGACGCGGCUCUACGGGUCCAGCUUACUCUGGCUUCCCGCCUCGCUCUUCUAUGCAUAUCAUUGCUGAGGAAGCAGCAACACUAACCGCGCGCGCGCGAAGCGGACAGCGCGGAAAUCGCGUGCGAGAGUCGACGCGAUGCGCGACGCGCCACGCCAUCGCGGCGCUGAAUCGCGCGUAAGAAACGCGCGCACGCGCGCGCGCGCGCACUCGUCGUCUCGAUCGUGAAUGUUCUCUUCUGUGAUUCCUUCGUAGAUUCACGCUCGCCUAACUACGCAAGAACACACGCCCGACACCGUCGUCUGAAUUCCGACCAAGCUUACCGACGAACUUCCCCGCCGACUUUCCGCGCCCGUCACGCCGUCACGGCUCGGCGACCCCUCACUGUCGUCCAAUUGUGUGGAAGAGGAGACACGCUAAUCGCUCUAUUUUUCGUACUCUCAUUUGACAUUCUCGCUUAGCCGCGCCGGCUAACUUGAACGGUAACCGCAAGAUCUUGACGUGUACACGUAAUUUAGCGUACGUCGCGCCGAACAUACCGAGAACGCUCGGUGUUUCCAGCAUGAUGGCGGGAGAGCGAAACGUUCGUUUCGGGGACAGAGGGUGUCCGCGAAGAGGAAUCGCCUGGCAGCGGUUCCAGGAGAUGCGGAGAACGAGAUCCGGGCAAAGAGCGGUCGAAAAACUUGGCGCCGUUCCGCGCUGUCCGAGACGUUAUUAAUCGGGGACCCUUCGAACUAAUCGGGUCCCCCGUGAUGGCAAAAGGAAUUGUUUUCUCGUCGUAGUAUCGGUAGUCGCUAUGCCUCGGUAGAAGGAACUUAAAGCACAAAGAGUAAGGUCUCUGAGAGAGAGAGAGAGAGAGAGA
This is a messenger RNA of Harpegnathos saltator (Jerdon's jumping ant), 1496 nucleotides long. RefSeq lists its product as uncharacterized. Gene Ontology annotation, molecular function: acetylcholine receptor regulator activity. The transcript is spliced from 6 exons. NCBI's taxonomy places the organism in Eukaryota, Metazoa, Arthropoda, Insecta, Hymenoptera, Formicidae. The record is from RefSeq and is a predicted model, not a curated record. Bases 131 to 703 code for a protein of 190 amino acids.